This is a messenger RNA of Lucilia sericata (common green bottle fly), 1307 nucleotides long. Its product is annotated as annexin B9. Gene Ontology annotation, cellular component: cytoplasm. Gene Ontology annotation, molecular function: calcium ion binding; calcium-dependent phospholipid binding. NCBI's taxonomy places the organism in Eukaryota, Metazoa, Arthropoda, Insecta, Diptera, Calliphoridae. Bases 227 to 1201 code for a protein of 324 amino acids. The transcript is spliced from 5 exons. The record is from RefSeq and is a predicted model, not a curated record.
AGAGUAGAGCCGGCAUUGUUUGUAUAUUGCUGCUGUGACUGCUAAUGUGUCAGUUUAUUCUCUAAAGUUUAUUGAAAUUAAUAAAACUGCUGGUGCCAGAGAAAAACGUUUCAGUCUUAUAACAAAUUUCAACGCGUUCACAACGUUGCUAUAUAAUUGUUAAUUACUGUUAAUUUUUUUAAUUUAAACCAAAAAACCAACUCCCUCCAAAAAAAAACCAAACAAAAUGAGCUCAGCUGAAUACUAUCCAUUCAAGUGCACUCCCACUGUCUACCCUGCUGAUCCCUUUGAUCCCGUCGAAGAUGCCAGCAUUUUGCGCAAAGCCAUGAAGGGCUUUGGCACCGAUGAAAAGGCCAUUAUUGAAAUUUUGGCCCGUCGCGGCAUUGUUCAACGCUUGGAAAUCGCCGAAGCCUUCAAAACCUCUUUCGGCAAAGAUUUAAUCUCCGAUUUGAAAUCCGAAUUGGGUGGUAAAUUCGAAGAUGUUAUCAUUGCCCUCAUGACUCCCCUGCCACAAUUCUAUGCCCAAGAAUUACACGAUGCUGUAGCCGGUUUGGGUACCGAUGAAGAAGCCAUCAUUGAAAUUCUCUGCACUUUAUCGAACUUUGGUAUUAAGACCAUUGCCCAGUUCUAUGAACAAAGCUUUGGCAAAUCCCUAGAAUCAGACUUGAAGGGUGAUACCUCAGGACAUUUCAAGCGUUUGUGUGUAUCUUUGGUGCAAGGCAACCGUGAUGAAAAUCAAGGUGUCGAUGAAGCUGCUGCUGUGGCCGAUGCCCAAGCCUUAUACGAUGCCGGUGAAGGUCAAUGGGGCACCGAAGAAUCAGUAUUCAAUUCCAUUUUAGUUACCCGCUCCUACCAACAAUUACGCCAAAUCUUUUUGGAAUACGAAAACUUGGCUGGCCAUGAUAUCGAAAAAGCCAUCAAACGUGAAUUCAGCGGCGCAGUUGAGAAGGGCUUCUUAGCCAUUGUCAAGUGCUGCAAGUCAAAAGUUGACUAUUUUGCCGAACGUUUGUAUGAUUCUAUGCACGGUUUGGGCACUAAGGAUAAGACUUUAAUUCGUAUCAUUGUCAGCCGUUCGGAAAUUGAUUUGGGCGAUAUUAAAGAAGCAUUCCAAAAUAAAUAUGGCAAGAGUUUGGAAUCCUGGAUUAAGGGCGAUACUUCUGGCGAUUACAAGCGUGCCCUAUUGGCGAUUGUUGGAUACUAAAACAAAAACUUAAAAAAAAGAUAAAAAAUCUCAGAAAUUUAUAGAAAACUGCACAAUUUAUUAUCAUUAUUAUUAUUAUGAUAAAUAACUUAAUAUAUAUAAAAAA